GAAGAAAAGAGAGAUCUGAGAACAGUUGACACAAGUAUCCGGAGACUACACGUUGGAAAUCUUCUGAAGGGUAAAGAUUACACUACUGAGGAUACAGUUUUUAAAUAUUUCUCGCAGUAUGGUGAGAUUGAGAAACUGGAAUACUUUCGCCAUAAGCUUACUAAUUUCCCUCGAGGGUUCGCCUUUGUGACGUUUCGCGAUGCCAAAAGUGCUCAGAAAGUUCUUGCAAGAGCAGACUCCCACAUUAUCGAUGGUCAUAACGUCAAGGUAGACAUUCCAUUGAAAAUGGCGAAGCCAGCUGAACGUCAAAAGAAAGAAUUGACUGUGCUUGUGAACAAGAUAUCAAAGAACGUUUGCAGAAAGGAGCUUGAAGAUCACUUUUCUCAAUUUGGAGAAGUCAAUAAAGUGAUCUUAGCUCAGAAGGAUCCAAAAGACCAAAAUCUUUGCAGCUACUACGUGAUGUUUAGGUCAUUAUCUGCAGUGAAGAAAGCACUUGAACAACCAACCCAAAAGAUCGCAAACCAAGACAUUGAUGCACAAGUCAUGGAGUUCCCACGUAAACCCAAGGAAUUCUCAGGAAAAACUAAAUGUAUCUCCAUAACGUCAGUUCCUGAUGAUUUAAAUGUGGAAAACUUAAGAGAUUACUUUGAAAAGUUUGGCAUUGUUGAGUGUGUUGACUUCAUUGUACAUGGUGGCAAUGCGUCUUACAGUUUUGACAAAGAUGCCAAUGUGGCUUUUGUUCGUUUUCCACAUGAAGACAUUGAUGGC
Porites evermanni is the source of this 768-nucleotide messenger RNA. Lineage: Eukaryota; Metazoa; Cnidaria; Anthozoa; Scleractinia; Poritidae. The record is from the annotation of a GenBank genome assembly.